Colletotrichum navitas is the source of this 886-nucleotide messenger RNA. RefSeq lists its product as uncharacterized. Lineage: Eukaryota; Fungi; Ascomycota; Sordariomycetes; Glomerellales; Glomerellaceae. Bases 177 to 773 code for a protein of 198 amino acids. The transcript has a single exon. The record is from RefSeq and is a predicted model, not a curated record.
UGAAAGAAUGGCAUGUCUUGGUGCAACAAGAUCACGAUGUUGGCGGCUGUCGAGAUGGUCGCACGAGGAUGCGGUGAAGAGGCCAUGAGAGCAGAAGAAGGAUCCAUCAUCCAUCACGGGACCUACACCGCACACAUAUAUAUACAGAAAGAGAGUGAAAGGAGAAGGGACUGCAGAUGCAAACAACGGGGGUCGCAGCUGAGCAAGGGGGCUUUGCUUGCGGUGGUCACAUUAGCGUUAUCGCCAAGAGGGCCUGCUUUGUCGAGUCCGAAGCCUGCAUGUUUGCCCAAAGGCAGAUGCGCCGGCGCCGGCCGGGGGGGGAGGGGAGCAAGGGAAUAUGGAAUAGGUUUUUCCUUCCCUUACCUCCUUCUCGAAAUUGUCGAGACAGCCGAGGUCUUGGAGCCGCGUCCAAUCUUCAGCAGAGAAGACGACCAUUCGUGGAGGGAUGGAUAGCAGCCUGGGUUCAAUCAUACAACCCCUGCCCUUACUUGAACGUCUCCUGUCAUCUUAGCGCCGCACAAGACCUGGAGCUGGUGUCCGAAACGUCAGAUGGCAACGCUUCUGGAGGAGGGAAGACGCCGUCCGAGCCCACGAGAAUACCGCGGCACGCGGCUGGCGAGCUGCGGCGUGCUCUCAUGAGAUCAGAAGAGGAAAAAAGAAAGAAAAAAAAAAACCUACAGCCCCCGUCGCGAGGGGGCCAGCUGGGGGCCACGCGAGGUGAGGCGCAAUAUUCCGGGACCCCUUGCGCUGUGUUCGUGGCCCGGCAAAUCUAGACGUCGAAGUCGGCACGCCCAAUAUGGCAAGCGAGGCGGCCGCAAAAGCACAGCGGAGGAAAUCAUGGCUGACGCGAAGAAUAGUAAGAAAAAGGAAGGAAGAACAAAAAAGC